AUCAUGGGGUCUACUGCUACAGAAAUUGAAGAAUUGGAAAACACCCCUCUUAAGUAUCUGAUAGGAGAACACACUGAAAAAAUGUGGCAACGCCUGAAAGGAAUACUAAGAUGCUUAGUGAAGCAGCUGGAAAAAGGUGAUGUUAACGUUGUAGACUUAAAGAAGAACAUUGAAUAUGCAGCAUCUGUGUUGGAAGCUGUUUAUAUUGAUGAAACAAGAAGACUGCUGGAUACCGAUGAUGAGCUCAGUGACAUUCAGACUGAUUCAGUCCCAUUGGAAGUACGGGACUGGUUGGCUUCUACUUUUACACGGAAAAUGGGGAUGAUGAAAAAGAAAUCUGAGGAAAAGCCAAAAUUUCGAAGCAUCGUGCAUGCUGUUCAAGCUGGAAUUUUUGUGGAAAGGAUGUACAGAAAGUCCUAUCACAUGGUUGGUUUGGCAUAUCCAGAAGCUGUCAUAAUAACAUUAAAGGAUGUUGAUAAAUGGUCUUUUGAUGUAUUUGCCUUAAAUGAAGCAAGUGGAGAGCACAGCCUGAAGUUUAUGAUUUAUGAACUGUUUACCAGAUAUGAUCUUAUCAAUCGUUUCAAGAUUCCUGUUUCUUGCCUAAUUUGCUUUGCAGAAGCUUUAGAAGUUGGUUACAGCAAGUACAAAAAUCCUUAUCACAAUUUGAUUCAUGCAGCUGAUGUCACUCAAACUGUGCAUUACAUAAUGCUUCAUACAGGUAUCAUGCACUGGCUCACUGAACUGGAAAUUUUAGCAAUGGUCUUUGCUGCUGCCAUUCAUGAUUAUGAGCAUACAGGAACCACAAACAACUUUCACAUUCAGACUAGGUCAGAUGUUGCCCUUUUAUAUAAUGAUCGCUCAGUCCUUGAGAAUCACCAUGUGAGUGCAGCUUAUCGGCUUAUGCAAGAAGAAGAAAUGAAUGUUUUGAUAAAUUUAUCCAAAGAUGACUGGAGGGAUCUUCGGAACCUAGUGAUUGAAAUGGUUUUGUCUACAGACAUGUCAGGUCACUUCCAGCAAAUUAAAAAUAUAAGAAACAGUUUGCAACAGCCUGAAGGGAUUGACAAAGCCAAAACGAUGUCCCUGAUUCUCCAUGCAGCAGACAUCAGCCACCCAGCCAAAUCCUGGCAGCUGCACCACCGGUGGACCAUGGCCCUGAUGGAGGAGUUUUUCCUACAGGGAGAUAAAGAAGCUGAGUUAGGACUUCCAUUUUCCCCACUUUGUGACCGGAAGUCAACGAUGGUGGCCCAGUCACAAAUAGGUUUCAUUGACUUCAUAGUAGAGCCAACAUUUUCUCUUCUGACAGAUUCAACAGAGAAAAUUAUUACUCCUCUUAUAGAGGAAGCCUCGAAAACAGAAACUCCUUCCUAUGGGGCAAGCAGGUUUGCAUAUGCACCUUUAUUGGGUUCACCCAGUGUUGAUUUGUUUAGACGAUCAAAUAUGAAGGGCACCAUGAACGAUGGAACCUAUUCCCCAGACUACUCCCUUGCAAGCGUGGACCUGAAAAGCUUCAAAAACAACCUGGUGGACAUCAUCCAGCAGAACAAAGAGAGGUGGAAAGAGUUAGCUGCACAAGGUGAACCUGAUCUUCAUAAGAACUCAGAAGACCUAGUAAAUGCUGAGGAAAAACAUGCUGAUACACACUCAUAG
Puma concolor (puma) is the source of this 1647-nucleotide messenger RNA. NCBI's taxonomy places the organism in Eukaryota, Metazoa, Chordata, Mammalia, Carnivora, Felidae. The record is from RefSeq and is a predicted model, not a curated record.